AUGCUCUGGAUGAAGCGAUUCCUACAAGAACUAGGACAAGAGCAGCAUAAAUACAUUUUGCAUUGUGAUAGUCAGAGUGCAAUCCACUUGAGCAAGAAUCCGAGUUUUCACUCAAGGUCGAAGCACAUUGAUGUGCGAUAUCACUGGAUACGUGAUGUGUUGGAGUCAAAGCAAUUACAGCUUGAGAAAAUCCAUACUGAUGACAAUAGUUCAGAUAUGAUGACCAAGUCCUUACCUAAGGACAAGUACGAAUUUUGCAGAAGAACAGCUGGACUGCUGGAGCCCUCCACCUAA
Messenger RNA from Prunus armeniaca (apricot), 294 nucleotides. Lineage: Eukaryota; Viridiplantae; Streptophyta; Magnoliopsida; Rosales; Rosaceae. The record is from the annotation of a GenBank genome assembly.